Messenger RNA from Saccostrea cuccullata (small rock oyster), 672 nucleotides. RefSeq lists its product as uncharacterized. The transcript has a single exon. The coding region runs from base 1 to 672 and encodes 223 amino acids. Lineage: Eukaryota; Metazoa; Mollusca; Bivalvia; Ostreida; Ostreidae. The record is from RefSeq and is a predicted model, not a curated record.
AUGAUCAAGGCAGGAAGUACUGGAAAAGUGAAAAUAUUGAGUAUGGUUUUGUGGGUGAGAAAAGUCGAACCCACAGCAGUCAUGAUGAAUGCCAUUAAUCAAAGUUUGAGCACCCACAGAGCCAAACAUCCAUUGAGAAGAGUAGAAGUGAAAACCUUUACCAUCGCUACAGGGACCCAAUCUAAGAUUACAGAUCAUCUGUUUCAAGGACAGAUGCCUAAACGUCUCAUUUUAGGCUUUGUGGAGAAUGCGGCAUUUAAUGGAGAUCAAACUAAAAAUCCCUUUCAUUUUCAAAACUUUGGGAUAAAGAAAUUAGAUGUCAGUAUCAACGGAGAGACCAUGAGUACUCGUUGUUUUGAGCCCAAUUUCAAUGACGAUUUAUAUCUGAGAUCUUAUCUCAAUUUGUAUCAAGCCCUGGGAAAAUCAGGAGAAGAUUGGGCUCCGGACAUUACCCUAGAAGAGUAUAAAAAUGGAUACACUAUGUGGGGCUGGGAUUUCACCAAAGACCAAGAGGCACAGUCGGAUAAAUUCCAUAUCAUAGAAACUGGAAAUCUGAGAGUAGAAGUUCAGUUUACCAACAAUACAGCUACCACUUUAAAUUGUGUGGUUUAUGCAGAAUUUGAUAAACUAUUAGAAAUUAACAAACAGAGAGAAGUGAGUAUUGAUUACUAA